Messenger RNA from Aspergillus homomorphus CBS 101889, 1018 nucleotides. RefSeq lists its product as uncharacterized. NCBI's taxonomy places the organism in Eukaryota, Fungi, Ascomycota, Eurotiomycetes, Eurotiales, Aspergillaceae. The record is from RefSeq and is a predicted model, not a curated record. Gene Ontology annotation, cellular component: cytoplasm. Bases 104 to 943 code for a protein of 279 amino acids. The transcript is spliced from 5 exons. Gene Ontology annotation, molecular function: phosphatase activity.
AUCGUUUUCUUCUCUUGUUAGAGUCGCCUUCACACUUCUACCCAGUAUAGACUUCUAGAAGCCAUCCCUUAUAUAUUAUAGAUACAAUUCAUAGAAACCAACCAUGCCUCCCAUCGUCCACUGCGUCCGCCACGCCCAGGGCGUCCACAACCUCUGCACCGCCAACCACGUCAUCCACGAUCCCCUCCUCACCGACCUAGGCAAUGAGCAAUGCCGCACCCUCCGUGACACCUUCACUCGCCACCAACACAUCGACCUGGUGACAGCCUCCCCUCUCCGCCGCACCAUCUACACCGCGCUCCAAAGUUUCGAGCCCGUCUUCCAGGCCCGCCCGGACCUGAAGGUGGUGGCGCUCCCCGACGCGCAAGAGACCAGCGAUGUGGCGUGCGACACGGGCAGUGACCCGGCCGUCUUGCGCAAGGAGAUGGAAGAGAAGAACCUCCCCGUGGACUUGAGUCUGGUGCACGAGGGCUGGAACGUGAAGAAUGAGAUGUCGGGUCGGUACGCACCCACCAACAAGGCGAUCAAGGAGCGGGCUCGUGCGGCGCGACGGUGGUUGAAGGCCCGACCCGAGCAGGAGAUUGUGCUGGUCACCCAUGGCGGGUUCUUGCAUUACUUUACGGAGGACUGGGAGGACAGUAGUCAGUUCCAGGGAACUGGCUGGACCAACACGGAGUAUCGGACCUAUCAAUUCUCGGAAGAGGUGCACACUGAUGACCUCGAGGGAUAUCAGAUUGAUGGGGAUAAUGCGACUUUGGUAGAGACGCUGGAGUCGCGGCAGCGACGCGGGAAGAAGGGUCCGAUGCCGGACCGCGAGCAGCAGAAGCGUCUGUAUAAGAUUGGCACGCAGGGAUGGGAUAAUCAGGGGUUGCAGCUGAGUACGGCGGAGCGCGAGGCUGCUAAAGUCCCGGAGGGAAAGGAGAUAGAUGGGGUUCGUGCUUAGGUUGGAGUGUAGUUGGGCUGACUCUUGGAGAGGUUUGUCAAAGAUCGUCGAUAUAGUAGAUAAUGCAUGAAAGAC